Molecule: messenger RNA, 477 nt
Organism: Saccoglossus kowalevskii
Lineage: Eukaryota; Metazoa; Hemichordata; Enteropneusta; Harrimaniidae
Source: RefSeq, a predicted model, not a curated record
AUGGUACAUUCUUACAACAAUACCCAUCACAGAAGUAUAAAUACCAAACCCUCACAUGUUACCUACGCAAACCAGAAAAAGGUCAGAGACAUAUUGUACGGUGAUCUAAACACAGAGAAAAAGGGGUUGAAGAAGAGGAAGAUUUAUAAACUCGGUGACAGAGUCAGAAUCAGUAAAACCAAACACGUUUUCAAGAAAGGUUACCUACCCAAUUGGACCGAAGAGGUAUUCACGAUUGUUGGACGUCUCAACACACAACCACCUGUUUACAAAAUUUCAGAUUACAACGGCGAAAUGUUGGAAGGUACUUUCUACGAAGAAGAACUUCAGAAAAUAGUAAAAGACGACGAUGCAUUGUACAUUGUGGAGAAAGUGCUGCGCAAGAGAAAACGUAAAGGUCACAUGGAAUAUUUCGUUAAGUGGCGUGGGUGUGAUGAUUCGUUUAAUUCUUGGAUCAGGGACUUGCAACGUUUAUAA